Aspergillus sclerotioniger CBS 115572 is the source of this 2202-nucleotide messenger RNA. RefSeq lists its product as uncharacterized. The record is from RefSeq and is a predicted model, not a curated record. Gene Ontology annotation, cellular component: actin cortical patch. Gene Ontology annotation, molecular function: Arp2/3 complex binding. NCBI's taxonomy places the organism in Eukaryota, Fungi, Ascomycota, Eurotiomycetes, Eurotiales, Aspergillaceae. Gene Ontology annotation, biological process: actin cortical patch localization; actin cortical patch assembly; endocytosis. Bases 1 to 2202 code for a protein of 733 amino acids. The transcript has 7 exons.
AUGGACUUUGAGGUCUCCCUGGAGAACGAGCAGCAAUUUUGGGACGAAAUCCAAGAUAUCGUUUCCUCCCCUUGCUCCUCGGAAGACCACAUCGACAAUGCCCUCCGAUCUUAUCUGAGCCUGGCUACGAAGUAUAAAGGUCCGUGGUGGUAUAAUCGAUUAGAUGAUUAUCUUCAAUCCGAGUUGGAUGUCACACGAUGCUCGUAUAAAUUGCUGGCGUCGAAUAUCUUCGUCGCUCAUACGGACUAUGUUCGGAGGCAGAUGCUCUAUGGAUUGCUGCAGGAUGACGACCCAGCAACUCUUCACCUGAUCGGUUCAUUUUUGCUCUUCGACGGUCAGCAGCAUGAUGUGACUUUUAGGAUGAUGAAUGAGGAGGGCCUGUUUCCCCGGUUAUUGGAGCUUUUGCAGGCCCGGAAUAGAAAAGAGGAAGAGGGGGUUCCGGCUGGGCUGCAUCGACUGCUGAUGGAUAUAAUGUACGAGAUGUCGAGGAUUCAGAGGAUCAAAAUUGAGGAUCUGGUUCUCGUGGAUGACGAAUUCGUCAAGGGCCUCUUUGACAUUAUUGAGGACCUCUCCUACGAUGUCAAUGAUCCUUAUCAUUAUCCGGUGAUUCGUGUUUUGCUGGUUUUGAACGAGCAAUUCAUGAUUUCGGCGCAUGAUCCGGUCGAUGAAAAUGCUCUCAUGAAUGGCUUGACGAACAAGAUCAUCAAGAUCCUGUCGGUGCACGGCAAUCUAUACAAGACUUUCGGGGAGAAUAUCAUCUUGUUGAUCAAUCGCGAAGCGGAAACGUCGCUCCAGCUUCUGACACUCAAACUCUUAUACCUCAUUUUCACUACCCCAAGCACCUACGAAUACUUUUUCACAAACGACCUGCACGUCCUAGUCGAUAUUCUGAUCCGAAAUCUUCUGGACUUGCCUGAGGAAGCCUCCGCUCUCCGACACACUUACUUGCGCGUUCUUUAUCCACUUCUGGCUCACACGCAGCUCAAAAACCCCCCAUUCUACAAGCGGGGUGAACUCAAGCAAGUUCUCCGACUUCUCGUCCACGGCCAACUGUCUGAUGGCGGCCCUGAUCGUGAGAAGAUCAUGCACUUUGACGAGGUGGACGAGACGACGCGAAGACUGGUUCUUCGCUGCGCAACCGUCGAAUGGUUACAGGACCCAGAGCCGGAGAAACUGUCCCACGAUGACGAUGCGGCGCCGGCAUUCCCGGUCUCAGAUGGUGUACCUCCCGACGUUGAAUUCGGAGUUCCAUUGGAGACUUCUCGGACCCUUUCACCCACCAGCACGGUGGACAGCUCGCCCGGGAACCUGUCGCCCACCAGACUGGACGGCCCAGGCUCCGGCUCAUGCAAUGUAGAUGCACACCGCAAGCUCAGCCAAGCGCAACGGCUAGGCAUGCACCUCGAGCCCGCGUCGUCGUCCUCCCUCAGUGUCCAAGAAGUAGCAUCACAACACGUGAAGCCUGGUGUCAUGACACCCAGCCGCAAUGAUGUCCGUGUGGCCACAGACAGCCCAACGAGCCCGUCAAAGGUGCCAGGCAAGCCCAAGAUCAAGCCGCUCCCUCCAAGAACAAGACGUUGGCGCGGCAGGCGAGAGGACGAGCAGGCAGACAGGAUCCCCGAAGACGCACAGUCCCAACAUACGAGUCCCCUCAUUCCACACGCAUCAAUAGUCGCCGUCAACCACGUCGAACGAGCAUACUCCACCAACACAAUACCACCGCCCGUUGCAGGUCACACACGCCGCUCUGCCUCCAACCCACCCCCAGCCGUUCCUCCACCCAGACGCUCAACAGUCCCUCACGUCCACGCAGGUCAUCACAUUAUUCCUGUCACCAGCCACUGCACUCCGCUUACCAGCCCAUCCCGACCUCCACAACAGCAGCAUCACCACAGUGCCAGCUCUCCCAGUACACCAAGCGCCGUUCCGCCUUCCCAACCACCCACCAGCACUAGCGCCAGCACCCUUCAUCCCCCAAAGCACGGGCAAAAACCGGAACCCCCUAAAACCCGCCGUCAAGGCCGCGCUAGACACGGUCCGACUGACGGCUCGGAUAAAUCCCCCCACACGCCAGACUCUCCAGCAGAGCAUCUCGACAGCGACCAACAGCAGCAACAAAAUGGCCACGCGGGCAGUGAAACCAAGUCCGAUGCUACCGUGAGUGUGGAAGAAGCCUUGCAGAAUGUUUCUCUCGGUGAUUGA